Phytophthora infestans T30-4 is the source of this 1725-nucleotide messenger RNA. RefSeq names its product peptidylprolyl isomerase. The coding region runs from base 1 to 1725 and encodes 574 amino acids. NCBI's taxonomy places the organism in Eukaryota, Oomycota, Peronosporomycetes, Peronosporales, Peronosporaceae. Gene Ontology annotation, molecular function: ubiquitin-ubiquitin ligase activity; peptidyl-prolyl cis-trans isomerase activity. The transcript is spliced from 8 exons. Gene Ontology annotation, biological process: protein peptidyl-prolyl isomerization; protein folding; protein polyubiquitination. Gene Ontology annotation, cellular component: catalytic step 2 spliceosome. The record is from RefSeq and is a predicted model, not a curated record.
AUGGGCAAGAAUCGCCACAGCAAAGACCGGCUGUUCAUCACGCAGACCGAGCACAAAUAUCUUUAUGGCGGCAAGAAGCAGGAGAUCCGCCGCGCUUAUAAGCGUCUGCCAUUCAACUGCUGCGCCAUCACUCUUUGUCCCUUCACGAACCCGGUGUGUACACGCGAGGGUCAUUUGUUCGACCUGGAGGCAGCCGUCCCAUUCGUUAAGGAGCACCAUAUCAACCCUGUGACGGGCAAGCCGCUGGCGUUGAAGGAACUCAUUCAAUUGCACUUCGGCAAGAAUUCACAAGGAGAGUAUUUCUGCCCUGUGACCUACAAGGUCUUCACCGACAACACCAAGAUUGCCGCAAUUGCGACUACGGGCAACGUUUUCUGCUACGAGGCCAUUGAAGAACUCAACAUUAAACCCAAGAAUUGGACGGACCUCAUUUCUGGCACCAAGUUUAAGCGCAAAGAUAUUAUCAUUCUGCAAGACCCGCAAGACCCCUCUAACCGCGAAAUCGAAAACUUUGAGCAUUUACGACGUGCCAAGGCGAGCGAAAAUAAUGCCUCAACAGCGGCCGGAGCUCGGAAUAUUCGCACAAAUGCCGCGACAGAUCGCAUUCUCCAAGAACUGGAAGCCAAGCGAGUGGGCCAAAAAGAGCUUGCGGACAAGAUCAAAAGUGGAGCUGAUGGCGUGAGUGAGAAGGACAAGAUUGUGGCUUCACUGACUCACAGCAACAUUUCCAAGGAAGAAGAAACAAACGAAGUGGCGGGCUCAGGGAAGCUGCAGUACUCGCAAUUUACAGCAGGCGAAUGCUCAAGCUCAUUCACGUCCAGCGUGAGAGCUCCUGUGACGAAAAAUGCGAUGGCGCUAGCCUCUGAACAGGAGCUCCUUGAACGAAGAUGGCAGGCUGUUCGAAAGCUGAAGAAGAAGGGUCUUGUACGGCUCGAGACAACUAUAGGCAACAUCAACCUGCAGGUGGAUUGUGAUUUCGUUCCACAGACAGCCGACAACUUUAUGAGCCUGUGUCAAAAGAAAUACUACGACGAAGUCCUAUUCCACAGAGUCAUAAAGGGAUUUAUGAUGCAAGGAGGAGACCCGACGGGUACAGGCCGAGGUGGCGACUCCAUUUGGAAGAAGCCAUUCCGUGAUGAAAUCGACAGUCGAUUGUCUCACGACUCAAGAGGUGUGCUGAGUAUGGCGAAUUCCGGACCAGGGACGAACAACUCGCAGUUUUUCGUCACUUUCAACGCAUGUCCGCACCUAGACAAGAAACACGCGGUAUUUGGCCGAGUUGUAGGAGGCAUGGAGGUGCUGGAUGCCAUUGAGUGCGUGGAGACUGGAGCCGAUGAUCGUCCGAUCGUGGAUGUGCACAUCAAGAGCGUCCACGUAUUCGCCAACCCGUUCCAAGAGUAUGAGGAAGCUCUAGCGCAAGGCUUGGAUGUUGUACAAGUUGCGAAGGAAAAGGCGAUUCGGGAGGCAAAACCAAAGGUGCAAGGAACUGUUUUAAAAGUAGGCAGCAAGUGGGUUGCCUAUGACGAUCUGGGUGAAGUUGACGUGGCAAGCAUUUCCACCAGUGAAACUACCAAGGACGAAAACGUUGGGAAGUAUCUGCAGACCAAUGUGGCCGCCUCAUCGAAGAAGCGAUCUUUGGAACCAGCGAUGCCUGUUGCGAUUGAAAGCAAGAAGAAAAGCAAGAAGCAAUCGUUCAGUGGUUUUGGCAAUUUUUCUCAGUGGUGA